Ochotona princeps (American pika) is the source of this 2645-nucleotide messenger RNA. RefSeq names its product mediator complex subunit 16 (gene MED16). Gene Ontology annotation, biological process: positive regulation of DNA-templated transcription. The transcript has 15 exons. Gene Ontology annotation, cellular component: mediator complex. Gene Ontology annotation, molecular function: protein binding. Bases 61 to 2550 code for a protein of 829 amino acids. The record is from RefSeq and is a predicted model, not a curated record. Lineage: Eukaryota; Metazoa; Chordata; Mammalia; Lagomorpha; Ochotonidae.
CGAGGUCGGGGGCGGAGUCACGGAGCCUGGCGUGCUGAGCGCUUCUGACUGGCCGUGGCAAUGGACCUGGCCUACGUCUGCGAGUGGGAGAAAUGGCCCAAGACCACGCACUGCCCGUCGGUGCCCCUGGCAUGCGCCUGGUCCUGCCGCAACCUCAUUGCCUUCACCACUGACCUGCGGAGUGAUGACCAGGACCUGAGCCGUACAAUCCACAUGCUGGACACAGAGCACCCCUGGGACGUGCACUCCAUCAGCUCUGGCCACAGCGAGACCAUCACCUGCCUGGAGUGGGACCAGUCCGGCUCCCGGCUGCUGUCGGCGGACGCUGACGGACAGAUCAAGUGUUGGACCAUGGCCGACCACCUGGCCAACAGCUGGGAGAGCCUUGUGGGCAGCAGGGUGGAUGGGGACCCCAUUGUGGCCCUGUCCUGGCUGCACAAUGGCGUAAAGUUAGCCCUGCAUGUGGAGAAGUCGGGCGCCUCCAGCUUUGGGGAGAAGUUUUCUCGGGUCAAGUUCUCCCCGUCGCUCACGCUGUUCGGGGGCAAACCCAUGGAGGGCUGGAUCGCCGUGACGGUCAGUGGCCUGGUCACCGUGUCCCUGCUCAAGCCCAGCGGGCAGCUGCUCACGGCCACCGAGAGCCUGUGCCGGCUGCGCGGCCGCGUGGCCCUGGCCGACAUCGCUUUCACGGGCGGCGGCAACAUCGUGGUGGCGGCAGCCGAUGGCAGCAGCGCCUCGCCCGUGCAGUUCUACAAGGUGUGCGUGAGCGUGGUCAGCGAGAAGUGCCGCGUGGACACGGAGAUCCUGCCCUCGCUCUUCAUGCGCUGCACCACCGACCUCAACCGCAGGGACAAGUUCCCUGCCAUCACGCACCUCAAGUUCCUGGCCCGGGACAUGUCAGAGCAGGUCCUGCUGUGUGCCUCCAGCCAGACCAGCAGCCUGGUGGAGUGUUGGUCGCUGCGGAAGGAGGGGCUGCCCGUGAACAAUGUGUUCCAGCAGAUCUCCCCAGCCGUGGUGGACAAGCAGCCCAUGAUCCUGAAAUGGCGGAUCCUUUCGGCCACCAACGACCUGGACCGCGUGUCGGCCGUGGCGCUGCCUAAGCUGCCCAUCUCGCUCACCAACACUGACCUCAAAGUGGCCAGUGACACCCAGUUCUACCCUGGGCUCGGGCUGGCACUGGCCUUCCAGGAUGGCAGCGUCCACAUUGUACAUCGGCUGUCCCUGCAGACCAUGGCCGUCUUCUACAGCUCAGCCACCCCGCGCUCCGUGGAUGAGCUGGCUGUCAAGCGGCCACGGACCACGGGUCCCGCCAUCCACUUCAAGGCGAUGCAGCUCUCCUGGACUUCCCUGGCCCUCGUGGGCAUUGACAACCACGGGAAGCUGAGCCUGCUGCGUGUCUCACCCUCCAUGGGCCACCCACUGGAUGUGAGCCUAGCCCUGCGGCACCUGCUUUUCCUGCUCGAAUACUGCAUGGUGACGGGCUACGACUGGUGGGACAUCCUGUUGCACGUGCAGCCCAGCAUGGUGCCCAGCCUCGUGGAGAAGCUGCAUGAGGAGUACACACGCCAGAGCGCCGCCCUGCAGCAGGUCUUGUCUACCCGCAUCCUCGCCAUGAAGGCCUCACUGUGCAAGCUGUCACCCUGUACGGUGACGCGCGUGUGUGAUUACCACACCAAGCUCUUCCUCAUCGCCGUCAGCUCCACCCUCAAGUCCCUGCUGCGCCCCCAUUUCCUCAACACGCCCGACAAGAGCCCCGGCGAUCGGCUGGCCGAGAUCUGCGCCAAGAUCACCGACGUCGACAUCGACAAAGUCAUGAUCAACCUCAAAACAGAAGAGUUUGUCCUGGACAUGAACACGUUGCAGGCCCUGCAGCAGCUGCUGCAGUGGGUGGGCGACUUCGUCCUCUACCUGCUGGCCAGCUUGCCCAACCAGGGCUCCCCACUGCGGCCGGGUCACAGCUUCCUGAGGGACGGCGCCUCACUGGGCAUGCUGCGCGAGCUCAUGGUGGUGACACGCAUCUGGGGCCUGCUGAAGCCCAGCUGCCUGCCUGUGUACGCGGCCACCUCGGACACGCAGGACAGCAUGUCCCUGCUCUUCCGCCUGCUCACCAAGCUGUGGAUCUGCUGCCGCGAGGAGGGCCCGGCCAGCGAGCCGGACGAGGCCCUGGUGGACGAGUGCUGCCUGCUGCCCAGCCAGCUGCUCAUCCCAGGCCUGGACUGGCUGCCCGUGAGCGACGGCCUGCUCAGCCGCCUGCAGCCCAAGCAGCCGCUGCGCCUGCAGUUCGGCAAAGCACCCACCCUGCCGGGCAGCGCCACCACCCUGCAGCUGGAUGGCCUGGUCAGGGCUCCAGGCCAGCCCAAGAUCGACCACCUUCGCAGGCUACACCUGGGCGCCUACCCCACGGAGGAGUGCAAGGCCUGCACCAGGUGCGGCUGUGUCACCAUGCUCAGGUCCCCCAACAAGGCCACGGCUGUGAAACAGUGGGAGCAACGCUGGGUCAAGAACUGCCUGUGUGGGGGGCUGUGGCGCCGGCUGCCCCUCAGCUGCCCGUGACCACAGCCCACGGACACUCUGCACGGCCCCUCAGCUCCUCGCUGUCCCAUGGGACUGGGACCUGGAGGAAGGCAGGGAUGGGCCAGCCCAAUAAA